UCAAAAAUGUUAAGUGUCAAAUUCGCAACAAGAGGUUAUGUUUACAGUAGGCCGAAUUCGAAAUAAAUUAAUUUAAACAAAAGUCGGAGGCGUUUAUUACGGUCGUACGAAUAAUAUUCUAAAUAAUUACAACUCAAUGUAACUGUUAAAUCUAUCGAGAAGUUCCAUAAUAGCUUACAAAUGAGUAUGCCAUCCUUUGAACCGGGCCCGGAGCAUUUCCAGCAGUUCCCGUCUAAUAGGAUAAUAGUUAUCCACCCAGGAUCACUUUACGUGCGCAUAGGGAGAGCGUCAGAUCUCCUGCCAGUCAAGCAACUGCACUGCAUAGCAAGAAAACGUCGUCCUGGUGGUAAAAUAUACCGAGACUCCUUCAUUCCGCCGAGUGUGCCAAAAACAAAGGAAUUAAUCGAGGAAUUGGAAGAAUGCCGGCUUCAAAUAUCCCACACAUUACAGUCGUGUGUGCAAUCGAACGGAGCCCGCAGGUACGCCACGCCACCGCAACAAAUUGCAGCGUUUAAUCGACGAUCUCUGCCAGAAUGCGUGAAUGACGGCGACCCGUGGCCUCAGGUCGACUGUGACAUUGUUAUCGGAGAUCUAGUGUUGGAUAUAGACCCAGAACUGCCAUAUAACAUACACUUUCCAUACCGCAGAGGUGAUUUCAACAUCCACACAGAAGUUGGUGGCUCUAUCUCAUCUGUACUCAAUGACCUAUAUACUAUUUGGAGUUCUAUCAUAGAGUAUAAGUUAGGAAUACCUCUCAUAGAGCUAGUGAAAUACAGAUGUGUACUCCUUAUACCAGAUUUGUACUCCAGGAGUCAUUUGAAGUAUUUAAUGUCAUUAUUACUGAAAGACUUGGGAUUUGGCCACUGUUUCUUUGUCCAAGAGAGUGUGGGGGCUACAUUUGGAGCUGGCAUUGGUUCAGCAUGUGUGGUUGACAUUGGAGACCAGAAAACUGCAAUAUCUUGUGUUGAAGAUGGAAUAUCACAUAAAACUACAAGAUUAAGAAUGGACUAUGGGGCAGGAGAUGUUUGCCAAGCUUUGUCAUGGAUGUUCCAUAAGAGUGCAUUUCCUUAUAAAAACUGGAAUGAAAACAUACCCAGAGAUGUGAUUUUAAUGAGGAACUUGUAUGAGAAUUUCUGCCAUGUAAACUUAGAUGUGUGCGGGCCACAGGAGAAGUCAUUCCUAGUUGACCAUCCAGGUGAUGUAGUAAACAAAUAUACUCUGCAAGUUGGUGAUGAAUGCAUCAUAUCACCUUUGUCAAUGUUCUACACAGAUUUACUUAAAAUCACUGGUUCCAAAUCAACUAAAAUCCAGAACAGACAACCAAGUGACCCUGAAGAUCCUUUUGAUGCAGAGUUUCUUAGAGAAACUGGUAGGAAGAGGGAGACAGCAGACCCCACUGCUAAUGAAAGCCAACAGUUUGAGGCAACAAAUGAGAAUCAACCGGCAACAAACCCUGAUGAAGACAUAGUUGUGGAUACUUUAGAAGGUGGACCUGGUGAUGUGGUAGCUCUAGCUCCUGGACAAGUCCUGGCGUUAGAUGCUGCAAUAUUACAAAGCAUAGACCGCUGUCCCAACGAGGAGUUGAAGAGGAAAAUGUACAGCAACAUUCUAAUUGUUGGCGGAGGUGUGAAAGUUCAUGGCUUGAACUUAUGGCUACAGAAUAGACUAGCUUUACAGAUUCCCUAUACUUAUAAGACUGAACAGUUGGAGAUAGUAACAUCACCGAAAGAUAUUGAUCCUGCAAGCACAGUUUGGAAAGGGGCUGCGGUCAUGUCCUGCUUGGAGUCAGCUAUAGAGUUAUGGAUUAACCAGAGUGAAUGGAAUAGAUUUGGUUUAAGGAUACUGAGGGAACGCGCGCCGUUCAUUUGGUGAUUGUAAUAAAUAGAUUUAUUGUCA
This is a messenger RNA of Helicoverpa armigera (cotton bollworm), 1896 nucleotides long. RefSeq names its product actin-related protein 8 (gene Arp8). Gene Ontology annotation, cellular component: Ino80 complex. Bases 181 to 1872 code for a protein of 563 amino acids. Gene Ontology annotation, biological process: regulation of DNA-templated transcription; double-strand break repair. Lineage: Eukaryota; Metazoa; Arthropoda; Insecta; Lepidoptera; Noctuidae. The transcript has a single exon. The record is from RefSeq and is a predicted model, not a curated record.